UCCCAAUCCAAUUCUCACAAACCCUCACUCCUGCGUCUCUUUCCACUUCAAGCAUCCCUCUGUUUCUUCUACAUCUCUCUCUCUGUCGCUCUGUGUUCGACAGUUAUGGAGAUGGAAGUCCAUGGAACAACUUGUAGCUCUGCAACUCCUCUUAACGAGGAGGAUAUGGAGUUAAGGAGAGGUCCAUGGACGCUAGAGGAAGACGUUGUUCUAAUGAACUAUAUAUCCAGCCAUGGAGAAGGUCGCUGGAACUCACUUGCUCGCUGCGCAGGGCUCAAGAGAACCGGAAAAAGCUGCCGACUUCGGUGGCUGAACUAUCUCCGGCCGGACGUCCGGCGAGGUAACAUCACCCCUGAGGAACAACUCCUCAUCCUCGAGCUCCACUCUCGUUGGGGAAACCGCUGGUCCAAAAUUGCGCAGCACCUCCCGGGAAGGACAGAUAACGAAAUAAAGAAUUAUUGGAGGACCAGAGUGCAAAAACAUGCCAAGCACCUUCAGUGCGACGUUGACAGUAAGCAGUUCAAGGACGUCAUGCGCUAUCUAUGGAUGCCCCGCCUCAUUGAACGGAUCCGUGCAGCUUCCGCCAACUCAACCGUCGUGGAAUCGGUGGCGGAGUACGGGAACCUCGCCGGCGGUGAGCUCCCCUUCGUUGUUGGAGCCGGAUGGGGUGGGCUUGGGGAAAUCGUCAAGCCCGGACCAGAGAGCCCGAUUAACACUCCCCCUCCCAUUGAACACGGUGCUGCCAAGGAUGUUUUAGAUUUGGGAUCUACCGAAGGUUCCAUGCAUUUGGGAGGACGGCGCAGUGACACUAUCACCAAUUCGAUGGUUGAUUCAACUGAGGAGGUGGCCAUAUUUCAGUCACCUGACUUGGCUGAGAAUUAG
Phalaenopsis equestris is the source of this 882-nucleotide messenger RNA. Its product is annotated as transcription factor MYB78-like. Lineage: Eukaryota; Viridiplantae; Streptophyta; Magnoliopsida; Asparagales; Orchidaceae. Gene Ontology annotation, biological process: regulation of DNA-templated transcription. The record is from RefSeq and is a predicted model, not a curated record. Gene Ontology annotation, molecular function: DNA-binding transcription factor activity; sequence-specific DNA binding. The transcript has 4 exons. Gene Ontology annotation, cellular component: nucleus. Bases 106 to 882 code for a protein of 258 amino acids.